This is a messenger RNA of Topomyia yanbarensis, 3167 nucleotides long. It is a transcript of the gene Tti1, whose product is annotated as TELO2-interacting protein 1 homolog. Gene Ontology annotation, biological process: chromatin remodeling. Gene Ontology annotation, cellular component: cytoplasm. The coding region runs from base 80 to 3124 and encodes 1014 amino acids. NCBI's taxonomy places the organism in Eukaryota, Metazoa, Arthropoda, Insecta, Diptera, Culicidae. The record is from RefSeq and is a predicted model, not a curated record. The transcript has 4 exons.
GAUCAAAACAAAACAAAAAUCUUCCUUCGGUCGGUCGGCUCGAUGGUGUUUCCAUAAUCUGCUUACCGAUGUUCCGAGGAUGACUAAUCUAUUGUGUCCCGACCAAAGCAUCAGCCCGUCUGCCAUUCGACGCUGGAAGCAAUUGGUUGAACAAGAUCUCCAGGAUGGAAACCCGGAAAAGGUACAAAACUUCAACCAACAGCUGCUCCAGAUGGAUCCCGGUACCGUGCAGCUGCUGCAGGGAUACUACCUUCGUGCUCUUAUCUCGCUGCUGGAUAACGCAACGGGACCAAAUCGAAAAGAAUUGCAAACCACCGUACUGGAGUGCAUCUGUACGAUCCUGACGAAAAGCAAACUGCGCGAAGCGGUGGCCCUCAAAACCAUCCUGGUGGUACUGCUGGUGCAAAUAUACGACACCACGAGUAAGCAGUUGGUGGGGAACCUUUCGGAGGAACACAAGUUGGCUAUUCUGACGGGGUUAACACUUGCCUCCAGGAACAUCCAAUCGGAUCUGGUGGAGCAGGUUUACGUUCGGGAUAAUUUGAACCUGCUGUCGCAGGUGUUAUUUGUUUGCGUGAGUAUUAUCGAGACGGAACGAUACAGAAAACUUCGCUUUCAAGCGAUUGACUGCAUUCUGGCUACGAUGCAGCUUCAAGACGAUUCCGAUUGGGAGGAUUCGGUUCUACGGCAUCAAGUCGCCGAACUACUAUUUAUUGUGCUUCCCAAGUUGUUAGCAUCACUGGUUUCGGUUAUUAACGGGGACCGGAAACAGGGAACGGCUGUCGUUCGGAUGGGAAUCAAAGCCCUGGGAAGGAUACUUUGUUUGAUAUUUGAAGAUUACGAAAAGCGGCAGGCGGAGGAAGGCGUGCCAACGGAGGAAUUUUUUAAACUUGCCGAAGAGCUGAAAGGUUCUGAUAGUGGGCAAACGAACGUGUUGGGUUUGGGUCUGCGAAAUUCGGAAGCUAGAGAGGAGUAUUUUAGUAACACAACCAGAAGUCGCGAUUGGUUGCUGGCGGCGGAUAAGAAGGUUCACCAAGUGCUGCAGCUUGUGACGCACUUGAGAGGAGCGGAGGAGGACCUGUUUCGGCAGGAGUAUGCGCGAAUGAAUGCUGAGUUGUUGAAGAAAUGUGUUCCUAAUAUUCCUAUCAGCUCAAUCACGAUCCUUGAAUCGCUACUCGCACUGUGCCAGGACGAAUCGAAAAACAUCCGUGACAUUUCUCUAGCCGGACUGGAACAGUAUUGGAGGGGUAGCAUCUCGAUUGGUUCCUCUCGAAUGGACGAACUAUUGUACGAUCUGCUGAAAGCUAUUCCCCGGAGUAUCUACCGAGCGGAGGAGACCGACCAGGUCGCAAGCUUCGCUCUACUGAAAGGCUACAUCAAAUUUUUGCCAGAUUGUCAGCUGAACGUUAUCCUUUCCAAUCAGGAAACGCUCAAUCAGUUGGUACUGGUGCUGCUUGCUGGUGCAGAGCUGGAUCAAACGGACGAGUUGGUACGUCGAGAGUACGUUGCAUAUCGUUUUCAAUAUGCAGCGAAGGAGUCUGGUCUGGAGCGGGAAAAACGAGAGUCUCGGUGGAUCGUGCUGCGUAAUUUUCAGGGUUCCGACAGAAGCCAGAAAGCGUUUCUAGAUAUGCUUCAUAGUUUGAAGGACCGCCCGGAGAGCCUCGCUACGGUUCUAAACUAUAUCGUGGAGGAUCUUUUCACCACCAAAUUGAAUGCACACGGCUAUUUGUUUCUGCUUUCCGAACUGAUCUCAGACGUUGAAAAUCAACCGCUUCGGUGCAUUUUCAGAAACGUGUUCACGGAAAUUCUUCAAAGCUACCACUGGGAGUUGGAACUACAAGAAACCAUCCACGUUGCCGAUCUAAAAUUCAACGUCCUUCACAUCUGUCUGACACUUCGAACCGUCGCCCGUUUCUGUCGGCUUUUUCGAGAGGACUUCGCCAGCUGGCAGUUGUAUGACGUACUUCGAAACAUUCUCCCACUAACCGGGAGCAACUUGAACUGUAUAAACGAAGCGGCGGAAUUGGCCCUGGACAGCGUCGCUAGUAGCAUUGGGCUGAGCUCGAUACACGAGCUAAUAUCGCGAAAUCUGGAUUACAUUUCCCAGUACAUCAGUCGGUGCUUGAAAAGAUCGAACAGCUUCCCGGCUGGGGUUCACAUGCUGGAAUCGGUGCUGCGCUUCGUCCCAUACGAAUCGUCCGCCGUGCUGGAAUCCACCGUCAGUCCAAUCGUGAUGAAUAUUCUGGACGAUCAUGAUCAGCGAAUGGGGUCAGGAAGAAUACUCUGUUUGAAAGUGUUGCAGAUUUUCAUCCGCGCGAUUCGUUUUCGGUAUCAGCCAGAAAUGCAGCUAAACGAUGAGGGAAAGGACGAUUCGCCCAAUCGGACGAAGCUGGCGGAAAAAAUGGCACAACUGAAAGAGGAAAUCGAAUGCAAGUUACCACCAGAGGAAGGUGCUACGAUAGAAGAGCUCCCAGCGGAUGAUGUUGAUGAUGGCCAAGCAAUGGAGACCGAAACGGAACCAGACGGUCCUUAUCAAAGUGAGGAGGAAAAGCUUCCUCCGCACAUUCGAAUAACAAUCAAAAUUCUAACGGUCAAUUUCAAAUACCUUGCCUCCUCAGUCCUGGAGGAAAAAAUCGUCGCCCUUGGGACGCUAGAUGAGGGCAUCCAUCUGCUACGGGAGCACGAAAAUCAGCUGCUUCCGAUGGUGCAUCAGAUAUGGUUCAACUUUGCCGAACGAUUCGCCGAUCCUAGUCCGGUGGUGGUUAGCUGUGCGUUCGAUCUGCUCGUCACCUUAGCCCAGCUUGCGAAAGAUUUCAUCCGAAAGCGGACAUUGGACGACGUCCUUCCCCGGCUAAAUUCGUUCAUGCAAAGCAACAUCGGAGCCGAUUUCAGUGCCUUGCAGACGUUCAAAUUGCAGCGUACGAUCCUUACCCACAUCCCGGAGCUGGUCAGCUGGCUCAAGCUAAACGAGCGCCAGUUGGAUCAGGUACUGAACGUGACAAAGUUGUAUCUACUGCAUCGCUCAGAACGACGGGAACUGCAGCAGCUGGCGAGGACAUGUUUCGAUCGGCUGGCUGCCGAAUACGAUGCCGGUGCCGUUUUCGUUAAGUUUACCGGUGUUUAAGCUUUCUUUCAACGUUUGUCUGUAGCCGUGAUUGUUGUUGUAA